Molecule: messenger RNA, 1200 nt
Organism: Mugil cephalus (flathead mullet)
Lineage: Eukaryota; Metazoa; Chordata; Actinopteri; Mugiliformes; Mugilidae
Gene: mogat3a
Product: monoacylglycerol O-acyltransferase 3a
Exons: 9
Biological process (GO): triglyceride biosynthetic process
Cellular component (GO): endoplasmic reticulum membrane
Molecular function (GO): diacylglycerol O-acyltransferase activity
Source: RefSeq, a predicted model, not a curated record
GAGAGAGACAAAGACACAGGGAGACAGGGACAGAGAGAGAGAAACAGAGAGACAGGGACAGAGAGAGAGAGACAGGGAUACGGGGAGACAGGGACAGAGAGAGAGACAAAGAGACAGAGGACAGGGAGCAGGUCCUCUGUGUCCCAGCCUCAGAGGAUGAAGGUCCAGUUUGCUCCCCUGAACGUCCCCCUGAGGAGGAGACUGCAGACGGCUGCUGUCCUCCAGUGGCUCUUCUCCUUCCUGGCUCUGGCUCAGUGCUGUCUGGCGUCCUUCGUCCUCCUGGCCCUCUCUGAUUGGUGGAUGCUGGCUCUGCUCUAUGCUGGUUGGCUGUGGCUGGACUGGGACACGCCCACUAGUGGAGGAAGGAGGAGUCAGUGGGUGAGAAGCUGGAGGGUCUGGGUGAGCUUCAGGGACUACUUCCCCAUCACGCUGAUUAAAACUGCUGAUCUGGAUCCAAAGAAGAAUUACAUAUUUGGAUUCCACCCCCAUGGGGUGCUGGUAGCUGGGGGGUUUGGUAACUUCUGUACUGAGGCGACUGGUUUUUCUCGUCUGUUUCCUGGACUCAAGUCUCAUCUGUUGAUGCUGCCGUUCUGGUUCAGAGUCCCACUGUUCAGAGACUACAUCAUGACUGGAGGUCUGGUGUCCAGCUCUAAGUCCAGCCUGUCUUACCUGGUCAGUCGUCCUGAAGGAGGAAACGUGGCCGUCAUAGCAGUGGGCGGAGCUCCAGAGGCUCUGGACGCUCGACCAGGAGCUUUAACCCUGCAGGUACUAAACAGGAAGGGCUUCAUCAAACUGGCUCUCAAACACGGAGCCCAGCUGGUUCCAGUCUUCUCUUUUGGAGAGAACGAGCUGUUUGAUCAGAUGGAGAAUCCCACCGGCUCCCCCCUGAGGGCCCUGCAGGACCGGCUGCAAAGAUACUGAAGAGUAUCGAUGCGCUGUUUCACGCAGAGGAGUCUUCCAGUACAACGUUUCUGGAUCAUGCCGUACCGGGAAGCCAUUCAUGUCGGUAUGGGGACGCCGAUCCCAGUCGUCCAGACUCCCGUCCCCACCAACGAGGACAUUGAACGUCUCCAUCAAGUUUAUCUGCAGAGUUUGAAUGAACUGUUUGAGAAGCACAAGCACAACUAUGGCCUGGACGAGCGUCAGCACCUCACCUUCAUCUGAUUAAUGAAUAAAUAAAUAAAAUAAACCUGGACGAGC